AUUAUCGAUGAUCAUUGCCCUUGUCCAGACGCCUAAAAAGCCUGCAAUAUACACGUAUAUUGCACUCACUGAGCAGCAUCGCUGCGGCAUUUGACGGCUUCACGAAAAGCGCUGUCGUUUUACAUCGAUACGGCACUGCAGGCCCAGCUGCCUGCUGCAAGGCGCUGACGCGCAGCCAUAAACGCAUCGCCAUACCUAACAGCUGUGACCUCACUGCAGAGGCGACAGCGACGCCGACGCGCAGCAAAAAAACGCAUCAUGGCCGCCCUGGACGAACCGCGUAUGGCGCACCUGCCCCUCGAGCCGCCGACGCGGUUCCUGCAAGCGAAUGAAGCCGUCGGAGAACGCGUCGCGUUGGCGAGCUACCCGCGGUCCGGCAAUUCAUUACUACGAAAGCUCGUGGAGCAGGCGACGGGCGUCAUCACGGGCGCCGACACAUUACCCGAGAGAACACUGUCGCAAGCGCUACAAAGGUGCGGCGCGCGGGGCGAGGGCGUUAUUGAUGAGCGCGUCUGGCUCGUGAAGACGCACUAUCCGGAGCGAAGGGGCUACGCCGAAAUUGGUGUGGACCGAGCCAUUUUGUUAGUGAGAAAUCCCUGGGACGCGAUCGACUCGUAUUUUAACAUGGCGUUGACCAAUGACCACGCGACGUCGCUGCGGGACGACCAGUAUCAGAGAUUUGAGGAUCUGUGGCGGGAGCUGACGGCGGCGGAGGCCGGCGUCUGGGCGCGGUUUAACCGGUGGUGGCUGCAGGCGCCCGUGCCUUUACUCGUGGUGCGCUACGAGGACCUCGUAAAUCACCGCCACCGCACGUUGAAGAGGGUGGCCUGGUUUUUGAGGGGGGAGCGCGAACUGGAAGGGACGCCUUGGUCUGAUAGAGUCGAGGCCGCAUCGAACCUGGACGAUGCAAAGGCUUCAUACUAUGUGCCGCGCGAACCCGGGAAGCUGCCGGGCGCUUCACUACGCCAUUUCGACGACGAGGCGAGACAAAAGGUGGCCGAGGCCGCCGGGAGUCUGUUGAAUGAUUUUGGCUACGGCGACCGCUUCCCGGCGGACACGACGGUGGCGCCGCGCGCCGUGCGCCGGCCCGUGCCUCCCGGUGACCCCGCGCGCCACGACGUCGUCGAGGGUAGACUCGUGCUGAACGGGGGCCGCGAGGUCCGGCCCACGUCGUCGAAGCACGGGCGCUACAUGACGACCUUCCGCAAGGCGCUGCGCGAGCCCGUGAUGGCGGCCGACGGGACGUGCCUGAACAUGCACGAGGUCGAGGCGGCGCGGGAGCGGUGGCGGCGGAAGGGCCGCUCGUGA
Pelagomonas calceolata is the source of this 1308-nucleotide messenger RNA. The record is from the annotation of a GenBank genome assembly. Lineage: Eukaryota; Pelagophyceae; Pelagomonadales; Pelagomonadaceae.